AUGUCGCUCAUCGGAAAUGGCCCUUCCGUGCCACCAUCCUCGACGAAGGCGUCGCUGUUCAGCUCCCCGACGACCUCGGCAAAUCCGACUGGCGGUCUCUUCGGCUCGACCACAGGCGGCUCCUCUCUUUUCGCGCCAAAGACUGCGGGCAGCACGACGACAUCGACGACGCAGCCGACGUCCACUACUGGCCUUGGGACAUCUCUCUUUGGUACCUCAACUACGGCAAACACCCAGAACACGGCCAAUGCCGCACGACCCUCACUUUUUACCGCCGGCAACAGCAUCUUCGGCACCAGCACAACCCAGCCAGGGCUCGGAGCCAGCAGUCUAACGACCGCCGCAACGUCAAACCAACAAGCCCAACAGCAGCAGCAACAGCGGCAGCAGCACCAGCAAGCCGCGCCAACUGGUGCACUGUUUGACAGUUUGCUUGCCAGGAACAAGAAGCAGGCCGAAGGCGAGACGGCUCUCGGCGAGCUUCCCUCUCUGCAGCUAGGCUUGGCUGACCUGCGUCAACGCCUUAGGAAGCUGGGCCCGUCGUCGGACCGCCCCAUCGAACCCGGGAAGGCUCAUUACUUCCUUGCUGCGUCUGGCGUCGACCCCGGUGCUGCCGUUCGCGACCUUGGUGCUCUUGGGCUCCAGGCCAAGACCGAGAGGACUGCCGCUUCCGUUGGACCUGCUGCCGGGCCCUCUGGUGUUUCCACCACUGGCUUCGGGACUGGACUCGGCGAGGUAGAUGUUGAUACAUAUCUGUCGAAUCUUCAGACCAAGACGACAUUGAGCAUGAUUGCCGAUGGACUGGAGCGGUCGGCUCGGGAUUUUGACGCGUUCCUGGAAGAGAAUGUAACGCUGGAGUGGGAGGCCCAACGCAAGCGCAUCUACCAGCACUUUGGCAUCAAGCCCAGAGACAGCAGCGUCGCAGGCACAACCACAGCCCAACCGACGGCUACUCCUUCUAAGGAUGGUCAAGGCACUUUUGGGCGCUCCAGGAGGAAGGCAAGCCAACCGCCGCCCGGCGAGCGCCCUGCGCAGCGGAUGAGCAUCCUUGGGAGGUCUACGAUGAUGCGCUCGGUCAUUGGCACGCCGACACGGAUUGGGGCACACGCGCCUGAAUUCUCGGAUGUCGAAGCCCGUAAGGAUUCCAGCGGUGCGGCUGUGGCGUCGGUCGACGAUCGGUUCCUUCGGGAGAAGCAGGCUAAGCUGGCCGAAAAGAUUCGCGAGUUUAACGAUGCCCGACAACGAGGAACACCUUUCUACAUUUGCCGUGAUCUGGCCGAUUUGGAAUCCAAGUCUGGCGACCGUCACGGCCCACACAUUGUUGAGGCCUACAGGGCUGUCAUGGAGAUGGUCGGCGAGCACCCAGAUGCGGGCGAAGCCCCGCGCGAGCGUCAGUUCGCUAAGAUGUAUCUUGAUCCCAACACACAGUCCGCCAACGCGUUGGCCAUGCGCAAACAGAUCCUCAAGGGCGCUACCACGUUCCUGGAGAAGCAAUUCUGGAACGAAGUCAACUCGCUUAUCGCCAAGUAUCCCCAAGAUGCCAACUUGGGCGGCUUGCCCGAUGUGGUCAGCAAGAUCAAGGCGUAUAUCCGGUUGCGCAUUGCGCGCAAGACACUGGUGCCCGACAACGUGGAGUUGCAACAGAUCAACGGCGAAUAUGUGUGGGCAAUUGUCUUCUACCUGCUGCGUGCUGGGUUUGUGACGGAGGCAGCGCAGUAUGUCAAUAGCAACCAGGCACACUUCCGAGCAAUUGACCGGACCUUCUCGGGCUACAUCAAUAGCUACGCGUCGAGCGAGGAGCGCCGGCUCAAGCGGCAGAUGCAGGACCGAUGCAUGAGCGAGUACAAUCAGCGCAUCCGCAACGCGCCCGAGGGGUCUAUCGAUCCGUUCCGUAUGGCAUGUUACAAGAUCAUCGGUCGCUGCGACCUGAGCAAUCGCAGUCUGGACGGCCUGCAGACCGAUGUCAACGACUGGAUUUGGCUCCAGUUCAACCUUGCGCGCGAGACGGAUCGUUCGCUCGAGCUGGCCGGCGAGUCUUACGGACUGGCCGAGCUGCAGGCCAGCAUUCGCGAGAUUGGCCUGAAGCACUUCCCCAAAACGGCUGCCGAGGAUACUAAUGGAAGCUUCGGCAUGUUUUUUUACCUGCAGAUCCUUGCGGGCAUGUUCGAGCAGGCCAUCGCCUACCUUUACCCCUUCUCGUAUGUUGAUGCAGUCCAUUUCGCCAUCGCUCUCACGUACUACGGCCUGCUACGUCCGGUGGAUGCGGCGUCUGCUGGGAACGAGCUGUUAUCGCACAACACCCGGUCAAUGCCACAGAUCAACUUUGGCCGUAUGCUCGGUUACUACACGCGCGACUUCCGCGCAGCCAACCCAGCUGCCGCCGUGGACUAUCUGGUGUUGAUCUGUCUCAACGCCGACGAAGCUGCCGGCGGCCAACAAGCGCAGGCGGCAUUGUGCCAUGAGGCCCUGCGCGAGCUGGUCCUGGAGUCUCGCGAGUUCAGUCGUCUGAUUGGCGACAUCCGGCCUGACGGCCGUCGCAUCCGCGGUGUCAUUGAGGAACGCGGGCCGCUCAUUGCCCUCGGCCAGGAGGAUGAUUUCAUCCGCACCAUCACCCUGCAGGCGGCUAGCUUCGCCGAUGACAACGGUCGCACCACCGACGCCGUGUUGCUGUACCAUCUGGCCGAGGACUAUGACACAGUCGUAUCGAUCGUUAGCCGUGCUCUCAGCGAGGCCAUAUCGCUGGAGAUUGGCGAGGACCCCAUGCGGUUAAUACCGGUGAAACCGAGAGUUACAAACGCCGAGGGCCAGGUGGAGGAAGCCGCGCCUGGCAGCAGCCUGAGCCUGGCUGCGAUCGACGAUCCGGUCGAGCUGGCUAAGGCCAUGAUGGGCAUGUAUGAGAGAGACCAUAUGUUCUGGCAAAAAAUUCGCGAGCCUAAUCGUGUGGCGUGCUCUGUUCUUCUGCAAAUGGCCGAUAUCAAGAGUCUGGUAGAACAGGGCCGGUGGGCAGAGUGUUUGGAUAAAAUCCGCGCCCUGGACAUCCUCCCUCUCACGGCUCGUGGCGAUCCGGGCACGAUUCGCAGCUAUGCGGCACGGUUCCCGUCGCUGGCACAGCCCGUGGCCAUCAACGUGCCCAACCUGCUCAUGUGGACAGUACUCUGCUGCAUGAGGCAGCGCGAGCGGCUAGCCGGAGGGCAGUUUGCUGGCAACGAGUCUACUGCUCGCCUCAUGAUGGACGAGCUCAAGCAAAUGACGGUCGACCUAAUGGCGUACACCAGCCAGUUGCGCUACCGGUUGCCGCCGCAUCUUCACGAGGCGCUGGCCAGGGCAAGCGCCGAUUAA
Thermochaetoides thermophila DSM 1495 is the source of this 3339-nucleotide messenger RNA. RefSeq names its product putative nuclear pore protein. The transcript is spliced from 2 exons. Bases 1 to 3339 code for a protein of 1112 amino acids. The record is from RefSeq and is a predicted model, not a curated record. Lineage: Eukaryota; Fungi; Ascomycota; Sordariomycetes; Sordariales; Chaetomiaceae. Gene Ontology annotation, biological process: poly(A)+ mRNA export from nucleus; protein import into nucleus. Gene Ontology annotation, cellular component: nuclear pore. Gene Ontology annotation, molecular function: structural constituent of nuclear pore.